GUUAGUCGGAAAAACACAACCGACCAACCGACUUGACGAAAACACAACGACCAUGACCGCUACGGUGCAGCUUCCGAUGACUUUGGAGGCUCUGCUGAGCAGCGAUGAGCCUGGCACCGAGGCACAGUUCUGUCCCGUCGGAUUUGCUGGAAAAGGUGCUGAAGCUGCCCAUCAAGCGGACCCAUCGCGUCCGAACACUGCCAGGCUUUCACCUGCUGUCACUGGAAGCUGGAAAGGAGGCCAUGGCCCAAGGGAGCUAUGAAGCGUUUUCGCAGCGCUUUCGUUGCGAAGGCUUAGAACAUUUGCACCCAGAGGACAAAGUCUUUAUUUGUCCACAAGACAACAAGGCGUUUCUGAAUCAGAUGUCCAUGCGCUACCACCAGUACAUUCGUCACGAGCUACAGGAGCGCAAGGCUGAGCGCAAGCGGCUCCGGGAACGGGCUGAGGAGAGGAGAGCCCGUGCGGAUCGACAUCGCCAGCCAGAUGUAGCAAGGCUGGGACCCACGGGAACGCCCACAACACCUCCACCAGGUGACAAGAACGAACCGGGCGCUAAGAUCCGACGUGUCACGUGGGAGCAGGGGACGCAGUUCAACAAGGACUCUCCUGAAGUCCCGCAAGUGCCAGUGGUGCAUGAGGCCACGAGCCCCUGGAAGCGACGUUCAGAAGCAGAUCCAAGGCUCGCAGCGCCGCCCGUUGCGAAACCAGUGGCUCCACUGACACCUGCGACGCCAGUGACACCUAUGACACCUGUCGUGCCUGAAAGUUCCAUUGUCACUGAGAAGCCUCUCCCGUCAGAGGAGGACGAUCUCUAUGGCAACAUUGGAGGUAACGAGGCCAAGGAUCAACCAACUGGGUCCAGCUAUGCCAGCGCUAUGAACGCCAUGCUCAAGGGAGACUUUGAGGAUGAUGAACUCUGAGCAUAGCCAUGACUAAAAAACGGUUUCGGUUGUGACAGUGGAGCAUGUUAUGUGGC
This is a messenger RNA of Cladocopium goreaui, 976 nucleotides long. NCBI's taxonomy places the organism in Eukaryota, Dinophyceae, Suessiales, Symbiodiniaceae. The record is from the annotation of a GenBank genome assembly.